Messenger RNA from Asparagus officinalis (garden asparagus), 1607 nucleotides. RefSeq names its product homeobox-leucine zipper protein HAT5-like. The transcript has 3 exons. Gene Ontology annotation, biological process: positive regulation of DNA-templated transcription. Gene Ontology annotation, molecular function: sequence-specific DNA binding; DNA-binding transcription factor activity, RNA polymerase II-specific. The record is from RefSeq and is a predicted model, not a curated record. The coding region runs from base 462 to 1343 and encodes 293 amino acids. Gene Ontology annotation, cellular component: nucleus. NCBI's taxonomy places the organism in Eukaryota, Viridiplantae, Streptophyta, Magnoliopsida, Asparagales, Asparagaceae.
UGAAAGAAGAAGAAGAAGAAGGAAACUCUCAAACAAGAGCAGAAAUUAGUUUGUGUAGCAAAAGAUUUAAAAAAAAAAGAUCUUAAUAUUUUUCAAGUUCCAAAUACUUGAUCUGCUUUUUUUCCUGCUUCCAAAAGAAGAGAUCAAAUUUCUGCCAAAUUUGAUAGAAUUUGGCAGAAUUCUCCUGAACCCAUCAGCAAAUUUCUGUAGAAACCCAGUUGAAUUCAUCUCUUUGCUCUCCUGAUGAGAGAGAGAGUGAUGGGAGUGGGCAAUUUCUGGCCUCAGGGAUCAUCUGAUGUCUCUGUUCUCAUGACCACUAGCUUCUUUCGCCACAAGCUCUAGAUUGAACAAGGAUACCUCUUUCGGUGAUCUUGAUGAAGAUCUGGUUGUAAAUUUUUUCUGGGUUUUAGGCAAAAUUUGAUCUCUGUUUUCUCGCUCCAAGUAGAAAUAAGUAGAGAAAGAUGGCAGGGAGAAGAGUUUAUGGAGGUUCAGAGAUGGCUGUUUUGUUGCAGAAUGAAGAAGGGAUUUCUUCUGAGGCUUUCCAGGCUUUGAUUUCUUCUAGCUCCUCUCAUACUGGUAUCCGUGGCUCUAGAUCAAUGCUAAACUUUGAGGAAAUUUGCCAUAGCACAAGCAACCAGCCAUUCUACCGCCCUAGAGAACCUGAGGAAAGCUUUGAUGAUGAUUAUGAUGAGUCCCUUCAUCAGCCAGAGAAGAAGAGGAGGCUCACUUCCACCCAGGUUCAGUUCUUGGAGAAGAGCUUUGAAAUUGAGAACAAGCUGGAACCCGAGAGAAAGAUUCAGCUUGCUAAGGAUCUCGGAUUGCAACCAAGACAGGUUGCUAUUUGGUUUCAGAAUCGGAGAGCAAGGUGGAAGACGAAGCAAAUUGAGAAGGAUUAUGAGGUGUUGAAGAAGAGCUUUGAUGUUCUUAAGGGGGAUUAUGAUGAUCUUCUUAAGGAGAAGGAGAAGCUUAAAGCAGAGGUAGUUCAUCUCACGGACAAGCUCCUCCUCAAAGAAAACCACAAAGGUGUCACAGAACCAUUAGAACUCAGGACGACAGAUAAUAACAUCACAAUUGAGCUCAAAAAUUCUGAAACCCCACGUGUAGGAGUAAAGCAAGAGGAUCACAGUUCAAGCGAUAGUGCGGUCUCAGAUUCUGAAAGCCCUCAUUGCAUGGAUGGAGCUCACACCGAUUCCUCUAAUGCUUUCGAGCCUGAUCAGUCCGAUAUCUCAUAUAUUGAGGAGGAUGAGGAGGUGAAAGGGUAUCAUCAGUUUCUGAAGCUCGAGGAUAACUCAGCAAGUUUCGAGUUUCCUGUCGAAGAUCAUUCCCUUUGGUUCUGGCCCUGAUAGGAUUAGUUUCGCAGUUUCUUCUCGUUGUAUAUCUAUCUGCCUACCUGUACGUGUAUUUUGUUGGGAGAUCUUUUGUUAUAUGAGAUGCAGAUAAUAUUGAGAUGUCAGUAACAAUAAAGGUCAGUUGUUGGCUUCGAGAAGUGCUGUGUGCGUCUUUUCUUGUUAGUACCGCCAAUUGAACCGUCUCUCUUGUGCAUAUUGUAUCCAGUUUGAAGUGUUUUGGGCGUGUUUUUCUAGUUUGAAACCUGAUUGAGCUGUGCA